AUGUCACUCAAAACCGUCAGUGUCGAGUACAUCGUGGAUAACUUCAAAUACACAGAUGCCUCUCACGUUGACACAUCCUUCCUGUCGAGCUUGAAAAACGUGAGACAGCUCAGCCUCGAGUUCCGCAAGGGCACAGCAGCUACUCUACUCGAGAUCGCGCGCGGGUUGGUGCAAGGAAACAGCCCCCACCUCGUCGAUUUCACGCUCUACAUGCCCCUCGUCGCCCUCACCCUUGCAACGGAGGCGGACGUCAUCGAGCUCGCCGGACUCACCUCCCGAAGGCCUUUCUCCAGUGUCAAGAAUGCGAGCAUUUGCCUAGACUGGGACGGAGAGCAUGAUUUAGAGAUAUCUGGAACACAAGCGUUGGAAGUCUUGGCUAGGAUAGACCUGGAAGUGGAGCCGUAA
Molecule: messenger RNA, 405 nt
Organism: Epithele typhae
Lineage: Eukaryota; Fungi; Basidiomycota; Agaricomycetes; Polyporales; Epitheliaceae
Exons: 4
Coding region: 1-405 (134 amino acids)
Source: RefSeq, a predicted model, not a curated record